This is a messenger RNA of Oreochromis aureus, 6711 nucleotides long. It is a transcript of the gene fhod3a, whose product is annotated as formin homology 2 domain containing 3a. Gene Ontology annotation, molecular function: actin filament binding. Lineage: Eukaryota; Metazoa; Chordata; Actinopteri; Cichliformes; Cichlidae. Gene Ontology annotation, cellular component: cytoplasm; cytoskeleton. Bases 255 to 5009 code for a protein of 1584 amino acids. The transcript is spliced from 28 exons. Gene Ontology annotation, biological process: cardiac myofibril assembly; actin filament network formation; sarcomere organization. The record is from RefSeq and is a predicted model, not a curated record.
UGAUCCUUCACUCUCCGGCACCGAGCUGAAGACACCUGCCUCUCCGAGAAUAACACAGCGGCAGCAGGAGGAGGCUCAGGGAGCAGAAGCAAAGCGAGGAGACGCCGCUCUGUGCCAUCCACUCCGUCCUGCGAGAGGACAGGCUGCUGCGCUGCUUGGAGACCGCAGUUUGUUGUCGUUACCAGGAGAGAAAGCUGCUCCGCUUCUCAUUAAGCCGGGCUGCCCUCACAGAGAGCCACUUGCAUGGAUGCACCAUGGCCACGUUUGUCUGCAGGGUUCAGUUUUUAGAUGACACCGAUCCUUUCAACAGCACCAACUUUCCCGAGCCGACCAGACCCCCCCUGUACUCCUUCAGAGAGGAUAUCCCCCUCAUUAACCAGCUCGCAGGAGUCCACCGGCUCCUCAAAGCUCCGCACAAGCUUGAUGACUGUGCACUUCAGCUGUCCCACAAUGGAACCUAUCUGGAUCUGGAGUCCUCGCUGGCUGAGCAAAGGGACGAGCUGGAGGGCUUUCAGCAGGACGACACAGGGUCCAGAGGGAAGAAGCACAGCGUUAUUUUACGGACCCAGCUGACAGUCCGCGUCCACGCCUGCAUUGAAAGACUAUAUAACUCCAAUGGACGUGACUUGAGAAGAGCACUCUUCUCUCUAAAGCAAAUUUUUCAGGAUGACAAAGACCUGGUCCAUGAGUUUGUGAUGGCUGAAGGUCUGACGUGUCUCAUCAAGGUGGGAGCAGAAGCUGACCAAAACUACCAGAACUACAUAUUAAGAGCUCUCGGGCAGAUCAUGCUCUACGUGGACGGGAUGAAUGGCGUCAUUGGCCAUCCUGAGACAAUCCAGUGGCUCUACACUCUCGUUGGCUCGAAGUUCCGUCUGGUGGUGAAAACAGCUUUGAAGCUGUUGCUGGUGUUUGUGGAGUACUCAGAGUCCAACGCGCCACUGCUGAUCCAAGCCAUCACCUCUGUGGACAUGAAGAGAGGCAGCAAGCCAUGGUCCAAUGCUAUGGAGAUCUUGCAUGAGAAGGAUGGAGUGGAUACGGAGCUUCUCGUCUAUGCAAUGACCCUCAUCAAUAAGACUCUUGCAGCACUGCCCGACCAGGAUUCAUUUUAUGAUAUGGUAGAUGGUCUGGAGGAGCAGGGCAUGGAGACAGUUUCCCAAAGACACCUGGGGAGGAAAGGAACCGAUCUUGACUUGGUCGAGCAGCUUAAUAUAUAUGAGACGACCCUACGGCAUGAAGAUGGUGAUGAUGACAGCCAGCCUCCACCAAUGGUACGCCGGGACCGCAGGCGAGCCAGCCUCGGGGGCGGGGACAAAAGACAUGGCCUGGAGAGGAGGCGGAGCCGCAGGGCCUCUCUUGGACGAUCCGGUCACGCCUCGCCCUGCAGCCCCGCGUCCCCACAGAGAGCCGGCUUCCAACCUUUCAAUGGAAUCAGAUCUGAGGACGUGAGCGAGAGCCCCGCUAGACAUCUUCCAUCCACCGUUCAAAGAACAACCCUUCAGUCCAUCACCAUCACCUCCAGAAAGGAGUCUGUAAAGGAGACAGAGCAGAGGAACUGGAGUGAACCGACCCCAGCAACAACCACCACCAGCAUUUCCUCCCCCUCUACCCCAACCCUUUCUCCCACUGUGUCCUGCACUCCCAGUCCUCCAGGACAGCCCUCCCUCCUGGCCACACUGCUGGCCAGAAAAAAGUCUAUCGUCACUGUGCCAGCUACCAAGGAGGUGAGCCCGCCGUUGCGUGGCAGCUCGCGCCCCUCCCCCGACCGCCUGCCCUACCUGCCCCACUCGCCCUUCCACCUCUUCUCGUACGAUCUCAACGAGGAGCCGUCGCCCCCGAAGCCGAGCGAAGAGUCACCCAAACCAACGUCUCCCAGGAACGGAGCCCUGACGUCCUACUCCUCUCUCAGCACCCCGAGUACACCUACCAGCUCAAGACCUGCUCUGGGAGGCCUCCUGUCCUCGUCCUACCGUCAGCACCAAGAAUCUUUGGCAGCUGAGCGAGAGCGCCGCCGUGUGGAGAGAGAAGAGAGGCUACAGAAAAUAGAAAGAGAGGAGAGGAACAAACACAGCCGCGGCUAUGUGGAUAAAAUGGAAGAGGCCCGGCUCGCGCGGGAGGAGAGGUAUAAGAACGUGGAACGUCUGGCGGCGGAAGAGUACGAAAGGGAGCGCGCCAGGGUGUCGAGGAAUCAACCUGCCGUCGACCUGAACUUUGAACCCUCAGAAGCCUGGCCUCCGUCAUCAUCACGCAGCAGCACGCCGUCUUCCUUCGCCUCACAGGAGGACGCAGAGGCUGAGCUUGAAGCAGAGACUCCAACCGACGUUCCCUGCACUCCAUCUGAGACUGAAGAAGCCGACGACUUUAGUGCCAGUAUAGAAGCAGAGGAGAAAGAGGCAGAAGCCACUGCUGCUGAGGAGGAGGAGGAAGAGGAAGGACAGAAAGACGUGGAAGUAGAGGAGGAAGUGACAGAAGAAAAGGAAGAGGAAGAAGUUGAGGAACAGGCAGAGGAACCAGAGAAGGAGAGAGAGGAGGCAGAGGAGGACAGUGGCAUCCUGAGCGACAAGGAACGGCAGAAUGAGGAAGUAAACGAGAAGGACAACUGCUCAGCCUCCAGCAUCUCCUCCGCCAGCAGCACUCUGGAAAGAGAGGAGAGGGGCAGCAAUGAGAGCGGCUUUAAGGAGGCAGAGGUGAAUGAGAACUGCAACAAACUCCUCAACAGCAAACUCUUUAUGCUCGACAUGCUGUACUCCCAGAACAAGAAGCCCAGCGAUGAGGAGGAAGAGGAAGAUGUGGACAAGGAGAAGGAGAAGGAGGAAGGGGAGGGGGAGGACAAAGAGGCGCAGCAGGAUGCUAACAGGCAACCUGGGGAAGACCAAGAGAAGAACAGCAGGGACGAGAAGUCGGACCAUCGCGGCAGCAUCCGACCGAUCGCCGAGCGGUUCGGAGACUUGAUCAAGGACAUCGGCACGUCUCACGCUCACUUGGACGGCCCGGCCAACGAGCCCCCUGCUCCCCCGCCCAAAAAGGAAUCGGACACGAUCUGGGACCAGCUGCUGGCCAGCCCUCGAGAGCUGCUCAUCGGGGACAUCAACUUCACCGACCUCACAGAGGAAGACGACAAGGACAUCCUCGACGCCGUUUUGAUGGGGGGCUGCGGUGAGCUCCCGCCCCUGCCCCCGCCUCCGCCCUGCAUCCCCCGCUUCCCUCCACCCCCACCCAUGUUGGGCAGUUGCCCUCCCCCCCCACCCUUAUUUGGAAGCAUGAGGCCUCCACCUCCUCCUUCAUUUAACGCCCUAAUUCCAGUGCCUCCUCCUCCAGAGCCGCCUCUCUUUAACAAAAAGAAGAAGACAAUCAGACUCUUCUGGAGUGAGGUGCGUCCGACAGACUGUCAGUACAGGGACUACAAGAGGAGUGGAGAGUCAUUCUGGUCCAAACUGGAACCGGUGAAGUUGGACACAGCCAAACUGGAACACCUGUUUGAGUCAAAGUCAAAGGAAAUACCAGUUACAAAGAAAACAGCGGCCGAUGGCAAACGCCAAGAGAUCAUCGUUUUGGAUUCCAAGAGGAGCAACGCCAUUAAUAUUGGUCUGACAGUCCUGCCUCCACCUCGCACCAUCAAGACAGCCAUCCUCAACUUUGACGAGUAUGCUCUCAACAAGGAGGGCAUAGAGAAAAUCCUGACGAUGAUCCCCACAGAGGAGGAGAAGCAGAAGAUUCAGGAGGCUCAGCUGGCCAACCCUGAUGUCCCGCUGGGCUCUGCAGAGCAGUUUCUCCUCACCCUGUCCUCCAUCAGUGAGCUCUCUGCCAGACUCCAGCUCUGGGCCUUUAAAAUGGACUACGAGGCAACGGAGAAGGAAGUAGCAGAGCCACUGCAGGAUCUGAAGGAGGGUAUGGAUCAGCUGGAGAAGAACAAAACUAUCCGCUACGUCCUCUCUACGCUGCUCUCCAUCGGAAACUUCCUCAACGGCACCAGUGCUAAAGGUUUUGAGCUGACCUACUUGGAGAAGGUUCCAGAAGUGAAGGACACGGUCCAUAAGCAGUCACUGCUCCAUCACGUCUGCUCUGUGGUGGUGGAAAACUUCCCUCAGAGCACCGACCUCUACUCCGAGAUAGGAGCCAUCACGCGCUCUGCAAAAGUGGAUUUUGACCAGCUGCAGGAGAACUUGUGUCAGAUGGAGCGGCGCUGCAAAGCCUCGUGGGACCACCUGAAGGUGAUUGCCAAGCACGAGAUGAAGCCCCAGCUGAAGCAGAAGAUGUCCGACUUCCUCAAAGACUGCGCAGAGCGAAUCAUCAUCCUCAAGAUUGUUCACCGCAGGAUCAUCAACAGGUUCCACUCCUUCCUGCUGUUCCUUGGUCACCCGGCCUACAGUGUGAGAGAGAUCAGCGUCCACAGGUUCAGUAAAAUCCUCAGCGAGUUUGCGCUGGAGUACCGGACCACCCGAGAGCGCGUGCUGCAGCAGAAACAGAAACGAGCCGACCAUCGCGAGCGCAACAAGACCCGAGGAAAGAUGAUCAUGGAUGUAAACACUCCUUCUGAUGAUGAAGAGGAGCGUGAGUGUGGUCGGAGUAGCGCAGGGAGCAACAACAGCGCCCCCAGUGGGGGUCAGGAAAUUGAGCAGCCUCAGGGUUUGGAGCAUGCCGAGGAUGCUGCAGAGCACGAGCACAUGAAAGCGGUGCUGAGAACCAGUCUCAGUGGCAGUGACAAGGAGGGCAGCGGCGUGCCGGGACUGCGGACACGGACCAGGUCACGGCCUGGACGAGGAGGACGCAGCAUGCAGGCAUGGACUCCGCCUGUGGAGGACACUCAGAUCUGUGGAGAUGAUGCUGCAGACGAAAUCAUGGAGCGCAUAGUGAGGUCGGCCACUCAGGGUCCAGGAACCAGAACCCAGCCCAGAGAGAGGAGGAGGUCCAGGGCCAACCGCAAAUCAUUGAGGCGGACGCUGAAAAACGGCCUGACGCCAGAAGAAGCUCUUGCUUUAGGGCUAACUGAUUCCCCAGAGCCACAGAUGUGAUCAUCCACCUCUCGCCGUGGAAACUCAGCUUCAGAUGUCUGUGUGAAAUCUCUGUCAGCCUUUGUCCCUUUAGGUUUUUCCCAGUGGCUCUUUCUGCCUGAUGUUUCUGAGUGAAGAGGCUGCAGCCAUUACGACAUUUUCACCUUGCAGAAGAAACAGUGGAGGUAACGAGGGAAUGCUUCUCGUAAGGACUGAUUAUAUUCAGUUAGGCAAGGAAAAGGAAAAUGUAUUCAAGUGACGCUGCCUCUACACUGAAUUAUUUAUUUAUCUGAAAAGAUUUGAAUGCUGGGAUGGUUUUCGCUUGUGAGUGUCCGCAGCUGUGACGUCACCUUCUUUUCUUUUUUUUCCAUUUGUUUAAACUGUGAAUUUUGGUUGUGAAGUUUGCCGGGCCGAGGAUGAAUUUGAAUUUGUUCCCAGGAGAAAAACAAAAGAUGCUCAGUAAGAGCAUCUACACAUCUGAAAAGUAAUGAGCGUGGCUGUGCUUUUGUAGGGACGCAAAAGGUUAUCAAGCUGAUGAGUGCCUUUCACUUAAAAGGGGCGAUGCUGUACCUUCGUUCUCUCUUCGUUAACGUAUUCACGUCCUAAAUUUCACCAAGGCAUGGUUCUCAUGAGUAUUACUGUUGAAAACCUUCUCUGUUUUGUUUGUUUUAUGUUUUUUUCAGUAUUUAUUUGCAAAGCUCUGACGUCUUGCACCUUAAAUAACAUUAAAGUGGACCCAUUGUGCUCAUUUCCCACUCCAUAUUUUUAGUUUUUUGGCUCCGCUAGUUUAAAAGGAAUCCUCUUUAAUCUUAACACAAGCUGUUUUAACUCCCUCCCCCUCCCUUUAAGCCAACUCUUUUCUGAUUGACUUUCUCUUAAAAACAAAAGAUUUGACCAUAUUAGGGAUAUCUGCUCUCAUUGAUCAUAGAGAGCCACGAGUAGGAAAGAAAAAAGGCUCAGUUUGAAGUGUGUGGCUCACGGGGUUACUGCAUAUAUGCUGACCCGCCCACUUGAAACUGCAUACGCCAGUGUAACAGUGUAUAUUUGCCAGAAAAUGAGGAAGAGCACAGUAAGUCCACUUUAAUAGAGUCUCAUGCUGAAAUGAACGACUGAUUGAAAACACACAAAAAAUAGUUUUUAUCUCAGAGGAACUGUUUGUAAAGUGUAAAAAGAAAAAAAAAGAAAUGGACUUUUUUAAAAAAACAAACAAAACAAAAACAUUUUAAUAAUCUAUUUUGAAGAACAUGCAGACAGUUCUGUAUGAUAUGUGUAAAUGCCCUUGUCAGCUGCCAGGUCCUAAAUACUGUAAACUCUACAGUGUGCAUGUUUAGUGCAGUUCACAUUGUGUAUUAUUUUUGUAAUUGCUGUAGAAACUUGUAUUAUAGUCUGAGACAAAGGAUCAAUUGUGGCUUGUUUUUUCUUUCUGUGAAUUGAAGAAAUGUGUUGCUCCCUGCUAAGAGAGAGAGAGAGAAACCGAGAGAGAGGAGCAUUAUCUGGACGUUUGAUUUGAGCUCUGUGGUCACACUCUGUCACGUACCAACUUGAACAGUCUAGACGCAAGAAACUGGGAAACACCACUGCAUGAAUGCCAUGUAGUGAGCUGAACGUUCUUAUAAACACUUUCACUUGAAAUGCCGUGUAUACACAAUCUGCAAUAAAAAAAAAUAAAAACCAUAGAGUGCAAACAAGGAGCUGCGUGUCAUUCCUUUCCCCAGCGUUCACC